UAGCCUGACCACUUCUUGAUUCGCGGUAGUAUUUCCACCGCAUCACUUUUACAAUCCGAAAAUAGCACGAUGACUUUGCCAUUACCAAAAAGUCUUGGCAUGGCCCUUUUCGUCCUUGUGCUGUGUGCUUGUGCUUCUCAUGCCACAGCCCGGACGCUUACCGAAAUGACCAUGGCCGAGAGGCACGAGCAGUGGAUGGUUCGCCACGGGCGCGUGUACAAAGAAUCGGCGGAGAAGGAGCGCCGCUUUCAGAUUUUUAAGGCUAACGUUGAGUUUAUUGAAUCGUUUAAUGCAGGGAACAGUAAGUACAAGCUCGGCGUAAACCAAUUUGCUGACCUUACCAACGAGGAGUUCAAGGCCAUGAGGAACGGUCUUAAGCCUUCCGGUGUUAAGACGUCGAAGGCGACGAGUGUUUUCAGAUAUGCAAACGUUACGGCCGUGCCCACUCGCAUGGAUUGGAGGACUAAGGGUGCCGUCACCCCCAUCAAGGAUCAAGGCGACUGUGGAAGCUGUUGGGCCUUCGCUGUAGUUGCUGCAAUGGAAGGUAUCACGAAGCUGAAGACACAUAAAUUGAUCUCUCUAUCAGAGCAAGAGCUUGUGGAGUGUGACGUCGGUGGUGAGGACGAGGGCUGCAACGGUGGCCUCCCGGAUGCUGCAUUGGAAUUCAUCAUCAAAAAUGGUGGCCUCGCGACAGAGACCAACUACCCCUACAAAGGCAUGGACGGCACUUGCAACACCAAGAAGUCCGCCUCCCAUGCCGCCUCCAUCAAGGGUUACGAGCAAGUGCCGGCCAACAGCGAAGCAGCCCUUCUCAAGGCUGUGGCCAACCAGCCUGUGUCGGUUAACAUAGACUCUGGCGGUUCUUCCUUCCAAUUCUACGCGAGCGGCGUCUUCACGGGCGGCUCCUGCGAGACUGAUCUGGACCAUUCCGUGACCGCGGUCGGAUAUGGCAAGGCAAAAGAUGGGACCAAAUACUGGCUGGUGAAGAAUUCAUGGGGCUCCUCGUGGGGUGAGAAGGGAUACAUACGGAUGGAGAGGGAUGUGUCUGCCAAGGAGGGGCUCUGUGGGAUUGCCAUGCAGGCUUACUACCCUACUGCCUGAAUCACAGAUUGGUAUAUGUAUGUUCUUAUGAUGUCAGUGUCCCAUAUAUGCUAGUUGUGUACUUGUUGUAACCAAUCUUGCUGAUGCUCAUCGUAGAUUUGCAGCAAGACGGGUGUCCUACCUAGUUGUCCAUGUCAUCGUGUGUGUAUGUUUAAGUGUACCUCAAUUUGGAUGCCUAUAAUCCGAAUGAUUAAUAGUGGUUGAUUGUCUGAU
Molecule: messenger RNA, 1314 nt
Organism: Elaeis guineensis (African oil palm)
Lineage: Eukaryota; Viridiplantae; Streptophyta; Magnoliopsida; Arecales; Arecaceae
Product: senescence-specific cysteine protease SAG39
Biological process (GO): proteolysis
Molecular function (GO): cysteine-type peptidase activity
Source: RefSeq, a predicted model, not a curated record